AUGGAUCUUCCAGAAACAUCUCUCUGGUGGACACAACAAAAUCAUCAACAACAACAACCUAUGAUGUUACUAGAACCAAUCCAAACCACUCCUUGGCCACUCCACCACCACCAACCCCCAUGGUUCACUUCACAAAUCCACGAAAACGACGAUGAACAAGUAGAAAACGACACCCCCGUUGUAACAAAACCCGAAGACGAAAAAGAACCAAUGUUCGAGAAACCAUUAACACCAAGCGACGUAGGAAAACUCAACCGUCUGGUUAUCCCAAAGCAAUACGCGGAAAGAUACUUCCCACUCGGCGGUGGUGCUGACUCGGCCGAGUGCAAGGGUUUGUUACUGAGUUUCGAGGACGAGUCAGGGAAGUGUUGGCGAUUCCGUUACUCGUAUUGGAACAGUAGUCAAAGCUACGUGUUGACUAAAGGUUGGAGUCGUUAUGUGAAAGAUAAGCGUCUCGAUGCUGGCGACGUCGUUUUGUUUGAACGACACCGUGUUGAUAGUCAGCGGCUUUUUAUCAACUGGAGGAGGAGGAAUGGGAAUGAUGAGUCAGCGUAUGUUAGCAGAGGGGUGGGACAACAAGGGAAGGGGACUGAUAAGAAUGAAGUUGUAGGCGUGGGUGUUGGGUGGUCCAGAGGAUUCUAUUCUGCGCACUUGCCUUAUCCUACGCAUCACCAUCAUCAUCAUCAGGUUUUGCCAUACCAACAUGAUCAUUGUCUUCAUGCAGGUAGAGUAUCCCAAGGACAGAACCAAAGGACGAAACCGGUAGGAAACAGUUCAAGUUCAAGAGUACUUAGGUUGUUUGGUGUUAACAUGGAAUGCCAACCAGAACAUGAACAUGAACACGAUUCUUCUUCAACACCUCAAUGUUCUUAUGAUACUAACAACAACAAUAAUAUGUCAUUAACACAAUAUCAUCAACCUAAUACUUCUAAUUCUAACCCUCACGUGGUACGUCACCAACCAUAUUAUUACUAG
Lathyrus sativus (Indian pea) is the source of this 975-nucleotide messenger RNA. NCBI's taxonomy places the organism in Eukaryota, Viridiplantae, Streptophyta, Magnoliopsida, Fabales, Fabaceae. The record is from the annotation of a GenBank genome assembly.